This is a messenger RNA of Echinostoma caproni, 651 nucleotides long. The record is from the annotation of a GenBank genome assembly. NCBI's taxonomy places the organism in Eukaryota, Metazoa, Platyhelminthes, Trematoda, Plagiorchiida, Echinostomatidae.
AUGUUGGUCUCUUUUUUCGCAUCCGUCGCAACUGUUAUCCCGGUCUUCGUCGUCGCAUACUUCGAUGCACACUCCAAUGGGUUGGCUCACACCCCUGCCAGACACGAUUUAAUCCUAAUUGCAUUGGCAGACAAACCGGAGUGGUUUUUACAGAUGUCCCCCUCGGGGAAAGUGCCGAUGCUUCUGAACGAGGGAGCCAAACUGAUUGAAUCGGAUUUGAUUAUGCGAUUUGUGGACGAGCUCCGAGGCACAGAUGCACAAUUGCUCAGUGUGUGUGGAAUGGAAACGUUCAAUGAGGCACUCGCCGAGGAAGAUGAGAAAGCGUUCCGGAGCGCAUGUGAUGAAUUGAACAAGACCAUCAAAGGUGAAUAUUUUGCCGGCAAUCAGUUGAGUCUGGCCGAUUUCGCUUUGUUUCCCAUGUUGGAUCGAUUAGAGGUGAUUGUGAAUCAGCUGGAAACUCACGCUGCCGCGGAUCACGUGACCGAAUGGACUGCAACGAAUGCGAAAGCAAGCAAAUGGCCUGUGUUGGCUGAUUAUUUGCUUCGAAUGCGAUCGCUUCCAGUGGUAGCCUCGUUCCGCCAGCCCACUCGCAUUCAGUCGCUAUAUGCGGAAUCGAUGCGACGCGGUGCCUCCGAUCCGGAAGUUGUAUAA